Salvia miltiorrhiza (redroot sage) is the source of this 1635-nucleotide messenger RNA. RefSeq names its product fasciclin-like arabinogalactan protein 10. The coding region runs from base 168 to 1430 and encodes 420 amino acids. The record is from RefSeq and is a predicted model, not a curated record. The transcript has a single exon. Lineage: Eukaryota; Viridiplantae; Streptophyta; Magnoliopsida; Lamiales; Lamiaceae. Gene Ontology annotation, cellular component: plasma membrane.
CGCAGAUUGAGCAUUCGAGGCUAGACGUUACCAGGCGAAUUUAUUUUAAUUUUUAUAAAUAAUAAUAUUGGAGUCAAACGGCUCCAUAUCCGACGUGGCACUCUGCACUACAUAAAACCCCAAUCUCUCUCACUCCACUCCACUCCACUCUCACCACAGCUCCAGCAAUGGCCGCCUCCCUCCUCUCCCUGGCCGUCAUCGCCCUCCUCUCCGCCGCCGCCGCCGCCACCAACAUCACCGAGAUCCUCUCCGCCUUCCCCGAGUACAGCGAGUUCAACGCCCUCCUCACCAAGACCAAGCUCGCCGACGAGAUCAACAGCCGCGAGCCCGUCACCGUCUGCGCCCUCCCCAACGGCGCCCUCUCCGCCGUCACCGGCAAAUACCCCCUCGCCGUCGUCAAGAACGUCCUCGCCCUCCACGUCCUCCUCGACUACUUCGACGGCCCCAAGCUCCACAAAAUCUCCGACGGCUCCGUCCUCUCCACCACCCUCUACCAGACCACCGGCAACGCCGCCGCCCAGCUCGGCUUCGUCAACAUCACCGACGUCAAGGGCGGCAAGGUCGCCUUCGGAUCCGGCGUCCCCGGCUCCCCCCUCGACUCCACCUUCACCAAAUCCGUCAAGCAGUUCCCCUACAACCUCUCCGUCAUCGAGCUCAGCAAGGCCAUCGCCCCCUCCGCCGUCCUCGCCGCCCCCGCCCCCUCCGCCAACCUCACCGCGCUCCUCGACAAGGCCGGCUGCAAGACCUUCGCCUCCCUCAUCGUCUCCACCGGCGUCGCCAAGGUGUUCGCCUCCGCCGCCGACAAGGGUUUAACCAUCUUCGCCCCCAACGACGAGGCGUUCAAGGCCGCCGACGCGCCGGAUCUGAGCAAGCUCACCAACGCCGAGGUCGUCUCGCUCCUACAGUAUCACGCCCUCGCCGCCUACUCCCCCGUCGGAUCUCUCAAACAGGCGAAAGGAAGGAUAGCCACGCUCGCCACCAACGGCGCCGGGAAAUACGACCUCGGCGUGAAAACCGCCGGCGAUUCCGUCACCCUCGACACCGGGGUCGACUCGUCGAGGAUCGCCUCCACCGUGCUCGACGCCACGCCCCUCUGCAUUUUCACCGUCGACAGUUUACUCCUCCCCGUCGAGCUCUUCGGGAAGGCACCGUCGCCGGCGCCGGGGCCAGCUCCGGAGACUUCGCCGUCGCCGUCUCCGGCGGAGGCCCCCACCCCGGCGUCCUCUCCGGAGCCCGCCGCCGCGCCUUCUCCGUUCAAGUCUCCUCCGGCGCCGCCGACGAACUCGCCUGACGGAGCUCCGUCGGAAGGUCCCACGGCGGACUCGCAGAGCAGCACCACCGACAAUUCCGGCAGCUCCUUGGUAGCUCCGGCGGCGGCGUGGGUGAAGAUGCUGCUCGCAGUGGCUACCGUUUUGAUGUUGAUGUCCUAAAUCGUCAUUUUCUUCCCAGGUUUGGUUAAUUUAUUUCUUUUUUACCUUUUUUUUGUGCAUUUCUGGAGUUAUUUUGUAGUCUUUUUGUAUUUUAUUUUAUUUUUACCCUUUUUUCGUUCAUUGUUGUGUUUAUUUUAACAUAUUUUAUGAGAGACUGAGACAGUGGAAUUCGAGUAUUAAUCUUAACGGUCAUUGGUUUGGAUGA